AUGCGAUUCCAUCGCGCUUUCAAACGCCUCCUCCUCGGAAUCGCGAUUUCGAACGAUUUCGGGCGAUUCCGCUUCCGGAGCGAGAAGCGCACCACCACCAACGAUUCCAUGCUAUGUAGACUGCUCUCUUCUCGGUCUCUCGGAACCCAAAACUUAAAGCUUCGGAUUCGACCUGCAAAACUCGGACCCUCCAAUGGUUCAAGAACCACUUGCUGGUUCAAGUUCGGAAAGAACGGUGUCGAUGCUGAAAAUGCCGGAAUCUAUGGUAGUCAGUCUCGAGAUGACUUCGACAGAGACGACGUCGAACAGUACUUCAAUUACAUGGGGAUGCUUGCGGUAGAAGGUACCUAUUCAAAGAUGGAAGCUCUUCUUAACCUAAACACUCACCCGGUCGAUAUCCUGUUGAUGCUAGCCGCUACAGAAGGUGACAGGCCUACGUUCGAGGAGCUGCUUAGAGCCGGUGCUAAUUACUCUGUCAAGGAUGCUGAUGGAAGAACGGCUAUCGACAGAGCCAACAGCGAAAAGAUCCGUGAAUUGAUCCUUGGCUACUCAACUCAAAAAGGCUUGACUUUGUGGCUUGGUUUAUAA
Arabis nemorensis is the source of this 588-nucleotide messenger RNA. The record is from the annotation of a GenBank genome assembly. NCBI's taxonomy places the organism in Eukaryota, Viridiplantae, Streptophyta, Magnoliopsida, Brassicales, Brassicaceae.